This is a messenger RNA of Emiliania huxleyi CCMP1516, 255 nucleotides long. RefSeq lists its product as hypothetical. The record is from RefSeq and is a predicted model, not a curated record. Gene Ontology annotation, molecular function: protein binding. The annotation marks the transcript as partial. The transcript has a single exon. NCBI's taxonomy places the organism in Eukaryota, Haptophyta, Isochrysidales, Noelaerhabdaceae.
GUGGAGCUGGACAACCAAGAGCUGUCGGGCACCAUCCCUCCGCAGCUGGGCAUAUUUUGGCAGCUGCAGGAACUUUACCUGGACGGCAACGCCAUCUCGGGCACCAUCCCUGCGGAUAUGGGCAAGCUCUCGCAGCUGCAGAAUCUUUACCUGCACGGCAACUCCAUCUCGGGCACCAUCCCUGAGACGGACAAGUGGUGCCCGCAGCUGAAGGAAAUUUACCUGUACAACAAUGACAUCUCCGGAACGGUGCCG